AGGGUUUCCGCCGCCACACCGCUGCAGGCUAUGAUGGCGGUGGCACCGCGCGAGAUCAGCUACCGGAUCUCGAACAGCGAACCCGCUCCGACGGCCCACGGCCGCGGUUUAAGCGGAUUCCCAUGUCGAUGGCGAAUGAGUUAAAGCCACGUCGUAGGAAACGUUUCCUUCCCGCGGUGUCUGACGCGACGCGUCGGUUCCGCUAGCCGUCCUCGGGCUCGUGACCCGCACGGGGAAUUGAAGCCAGCAGAUUUCUUUUGCUUGCCAUGAUCUCAUGCCCCAAAUAUUCCUCUUGUUUUCCCCCUUUCCCUCCACGGUUUUCUGCUUCCCUCCACUUCCCUUCCCUCCCUCCACUCCUGAGAGAUCGUAUAUAGACACACAGAUAUCAGAUACGAAAUCGGAGCUCCCGAUCUUUGUGAUCCGCUACUUCUGUUUGCCAGAAAGGCGGAUCAGCUCUGGUUCUCGCAGCAAUGGAGCAGGUGGAGUGUGAUAGGAGGCAAUUAUGGCCUGAUCCGAUGUCUUCGGGAGGUUCUGAUCCAAGCAGCAGCGACUCCCAGCUUAAGAGCUGCACUGGUUGCCGAACCACCAAGACCCCUCUUUGGAGAGCCGGCCCUUCUGGUCCCAAGUCGCUUUGUAACGCGUGCGGGAUCCGGUACCGAAAGAGCAGGAGAGCCGUGCCGAGGUUCGAGGAGGCUGGAGCGAAGGAGAAGAGGGAGGUCGACGGCGGAGGGGAGGCGUUCGGUGUGUCCUUCAAGCUUCUGAUGUUGGGAUCGGGGUUGUGCAAGCCGACUUCCAUGGAUCGGAAGCAGAGGCGGCGGCGGAGGAGAGGCGUGCUUGGGGAAGAAGAGCAGGCCGCGGUCCUCUUGAUGGCCCUCUCAUCUGGUUUCCUAUACGCCUAAAGUAAAUGAUCAUAAGAUGACGAUCACCUCUGUUUGAUGAAGUCUCUACUGACAUAUUGUUCUGCUAACAAACUGUGUGUAUCUCUUGUGCUAAAUAUGUUAAUGUAGCUCUUGUUUCGGAU
Molecule: messenger RNA, 1021 nt
Organism: Musa acuminata AAA Group (dessert banana)
Lineage: Eukaryota; Viridiplantae; Streptophyta; Magnoliopsida; Zingiberales; Musaceae
Product: GATA transcription factor 16
Exons: 3
Coding region: 471-899 (142 amino acids)
Biological process (GO): regulation of DNA-templated transcription
Molecular function (GO): zinc ion binding; sequence-specific DNA binding
Source: RefSeq, a predicted model, not a curated record